Messenger RNA from Pygocentrus nattereri (red-bellied piranha), 1176 nucleotides. RefSeq names its product dicarbonyl/L-xylulose reductase (gene dcxr). Lineage: Eukaryota; Metazoa; Chordata; Actinopteri; Characiformes; Serrasalmidae. Gene Ontology annotation, biological process: glucose metabolic process; xylulose metabolic process. Bases 125 to 859 code for a protein of 244 amino acids. The record is from RefSeq and is a predicted model, not a curated record. The transcript has 9 exons. Gene Ontology annotation, molecular function: carbonyl reductase (NADPH) activity; L-xylulose reductase (NADPH) activity.
UUACUGCCUGAACUUUCUCACUAUUCCCAAUAAAGCAGCUGUACUUCAGGGCAGAUGACCCCUCCUCCACUGCCUCUGGACUUUACCCAGUCUGCUCACGCACACGCGCUGAGAAGAGCUCACUAUGGAGAUCACGUUCACCGGCAAACGGGCCUUAGUGACCGGAGCUGGAAAAGGGAUCGGCCGGGCCACCGCACUCGCUCUCGUGCGCUGUGGCGCUGACGUCACUGCGGUCACACGCACCAAGGCGGAUUUGGAGAGUCUCGUGCAGGAGUGUCCUUCCAUCAAGCCGGUGUGUGUGGACCUGUCGGACUGGGAUGCCACGGCGAAAGCGCUGAAGGAUGUGGGGCCGAUCGAUCUGCUGGUAAACAAUGCAGGCUGCGCUAAACUGCAGCCCUUUCUCGAGAUUACGCAGGACCAGUUUGACAUGUCUUUCAAUGUGAACGUGAAAGCUGCGCUACACGUCGCACAAAUUGUGGCCAGAGGAAUGAAGGCCAGGGGAGCCGGCGGCUCCAUUGUGAACGUGUCCAGCCAGGCCGCACAGCGCGCCGUUAAAGACCAUGCAGUUUACUGCGCCACUAAAGGAGCUCUUGACAUGCUGACGAGGGUGAUGGCUCUGGAGCUGGGGCCAUACCAGAUUCGAGUGAACUCCGUGAACCCCACUGUGGUGAUGACGGACAUGGGAAAAAUAGGAUGGAGUGACCCAGAGAAGGCCAAGACCAUGACAUCACGCAUCCCGUUGGGCAAAUUUGCCGAGGUGGAAGAUGUGGUCAACUCCAUCUUGUUCCUUCUCAGUGACAAGAGUGCCAUGACCAACGGAGUAACCCUACCAAUCGAUGGAGGCUUCCUAGCUAGCUAGAUCCUCAGCUGAGCUCAUCUUCACUGUGGGAAGAUGACAAUUAUGGAAAAUCCUUAAUGAAAAUGUUUGAUGCAAAGUUCUUGUAUGGUGUAACGUAACGUGUUACAGAUAUUACCUCGAUAAUAUAUAAUGUGAAGUAUAAUGUAAAGUCAACUUUACAACUUUUCUGAUCAGGUUUUUCCUCCCAGCCAGCUGUGACACAUUUUUGCUUACUGAGUUGUAGUACCACUGCUAACCUGUAGGUGAAAGCUAACCAAAGUGGUCUUUCGAGUUUGGUAUGUUUUUCUAAUAAAUUUGAACAUUUUCCCAGUCAAAUA